Messenger RNA from Gallus gallus (chicken), 30217 nucleotides. RefSeq names its product dual specificity tyrosine phosphorylation regulated kinase 1A (gene DYRK1A). Gene Ontology annotation, biological process: peptidyl-serine phosphorylation; positive regulation of DNA-templated transcription; peptidyl-threonine phosphorylation. The record is from RefSeq and is a predicted model, not a curated record. NCBI's taxonomy places the organism in Eukaryota, Metazoa, Chordata, Aves, Galliformes, Phasianidae. Gene Ontology annotation, cellular component: nucleus. Gene Ontology annotation, molecular function: transcription coactivator activity; protein serine/threonine/tyrosine kinase activity; protein serine/threonine kinase activity. The coding region runs from base 23965 to 26265 and encodes 766 amino acids. The transcript has 11 exons.
GGGGAGAAGGUGGGGUGGUAGGGGGUGGCAGUUACCUUUAUAAGAAUGAUUGGAUUUAAAACAAGUAACUUUCUGGCUUGGGCUUUGUCUUUUUUCUUGUUAGCUGUGAUGUAGUAACAUGUAACAAGGAAUAAUUAACUGUCUAAUCCUUAAGUUUCUGAAGAGCCUUUUUUCUUGACCUUUGCAAGAAGACUCGCAUUUCAGUUGAGUGUGUAAGGGACCAGUGUAGAUCUACUAAACUAGAAGUAAGUGUUCAGAAGGAUCCUGUCCUUCAUGCCACAUGCUGAGUAACUGGUAGCAGUUAAUGUUGGGGAAGUAUUGUUCUUGAAAGUAUAAGGGAAAGAAAAGCAGCUGCAUGUCAGGAAUUGCUUUUUGAUGACGAUGAGUUCUGCGUUGAAAUACAAGAAGGAUUUCAUUUCAUACUGGUCUAGACCUUCCACAGAACCAUUGAACAGCAUUGUUCUCAACACUGAGAGCAGCAUGGAAGUAGGGGAACUAUUAUCAGAUUUGUCUUCAAUAUAUAUUUUUUUAUUGUAGUCUAUGCCACUUUUAUAUCUACUUGAACUCAUCCAGAGGUUUGAGAACGUAAAAUUAUUUAAAAGAAGUUUAGAAUGUUUAUUUUAUCUUCAGUUGUGCACUGAUAAUUUAUCAUGUAUUAACUUCAUUUUUGAACAUGUUCAGUCUUUCAUGGGUAAAUUUGCAUGUAAAAAACAUCAAAGUAAUAGUUGUAUCUAACUCUUCUGUUCACUUUGGAAAUAUAUUAAACACAUUAGAAGUUCUGAGAACCAAGCAAGUGAUCAAAAAUGUGAAAAUGCUAUAUUCAAGUAUGAAAAAACAUUGGAAACGAUCACAUUGUUCUUAACUUCACAAAAAUAUUGUUCAUGUUUGAAAAACGAAAAAAGCCCAUUGGUAGACUACUCAAUAACAAUAGUACCAGAGCAGUGUAAAUAGUAAGUACUUAUAUUGUUGCAUUUUUUUCCCCCUGGUUGCAUUCCUUAUUAUGAUGUAACAAAUGCAGAGUAAAGACUUUGGGAAGUUCUUAGGUUGGGUUGAGCCUUUGCAAGUAAUUGGGUGUUGGUUUUACGUAACAGUGGAAUGAAAACUAGGAGUUGGGCCUUGUCUCAUAUUCAUAAUAUUCUUACUACAGAUUUCAUUGAAUUUGUAGCUGUUUUAAGGAAUACUUUAGAUGUGACUAGAAAAACAAAUGAGUAAAACAAAAACAAAAUCACAAAAAGAACCCCCCAAACCCUGUUGUUGUAUAGUCAAAAGAAAACCAGGUCCAAUAUCGCUGCUCUGCAUUUUGAAGUUCAUCUGUUUUACGUUACCUCAGAGACAGUUUGGUAGAUCUGCUAUAGUUUGUUCAGAACUAUUUUAACAUUUACCAGGAGAUUCCAGAAACUUAUUAGGGCAUCACCUUUUUAUCACAUACCUGUACUUUGCUGAAUUUUGUAGAAAUGAUGGAUGCGUUAUCUGUGCUUCCACUUAGGUAAUUGCAUACCUGCAGUCUCUUUUGUGAGAUGUAUGUGGUGUUGGCAUAAAACCAGAAUUGGAUUAAAAAGGGGCAAAUGCACGGCCCAUGAUAGAAUUCUGUACUAAAGUGCAGUAUGAGCUGGUUGUGUGCUUUCAUUCCAGUUGGACUGAUUCUGUCAGUAGUUCUGUCACAUGCUUAACUGUAUCCUUACAGGCAUUUUUUCUUGGCUGUUCAGGUCUUGACUGCACAGAUUUUCAUUUCAUCCUCCAAAAGGAAGAUGCCAAGAAAAUAAUGUAAGAGACAGGGUUGCUUAUUAGCAGUAUUAGUUUUAAAUACAGAUAGCGCUUUGCAUGAAUCGGAAUGCUUUUAGGGUUAACCACUAUUUUUACAUAGGUAACUCCCCCAGCAGGAGUUGUUUGUGCUGUCUUUCUGGCUGUUAGUUUUCUGCCAGCAAUUGUGAGAAAGCAGUCAGUGGUGAGCUGAACACUACUGCUUACUGAAAAGCAACAGUUAUCGUACGGAAAGUGGAAGUUCUGCUUUUCAGAGAUGGAGUCAUUGACCUCAAUGAAUGAUAACCUUGAAGUCAAGAGACUAGAUUAAUGCUCCACUUUCGCUACCUGAGAUCAGAAAUGUGAAAACAUAGACAGCUAAAGUUAGACUCCUGCAUCCAUAUUUAAAAAGAAGUUGCCUAUUUAAAAAAUAAGUAAGUUUUUCCCCUCCUCCAAAAGUACUUAGUACCUGUGAUAUUAAAGCUUCAGUCUUUCAGCCUCACUCCCUGCUGGAGAGGAAAGAAAUUACAGAGAAGUCUGUUUACCUGUUUCUGGGUUUUGUCAUGGAAGUAUGGCCUCAUAAAGAACGCUACUUGACUUGUUGAGGAGUAGACCAAAGCAUCUAAAAUAGGAAAUCAUUAGUGGCCUCGAUUUGUAUUUAAUUUGCUUUCUCUUAAGAGAGCAACUUUGAUAAGUUUAAAUUCCUCUAGAAAUUUGCGUUAGUAGUUGCACAGUUUUCCAUCUCUGGAACUUUAAUGUGUACUCUGUAGCAGAAGUAACUGAAAUGCUUUCUUUAGGCAGAAAGUUAGGUGUGGUGUUGAUGUGAAUGUGUUGUCGGGCUGUGGAGGUCUUGGAUGGCAGCAGCAUCUGACUUCCUUAGGGCUGGAGGAAAAGGGAGGCAUGCAGAAUUCCAGUUGCUGUGGGUGACCCUCCCUGCCCUGUUUUUGUGGAGCUGAGAUGGCAACGUGGUGGGCCAUCAGGAGAUAGGGGAGCUGCACUUUCAAAAGCCUUAUGUUGCUGCAUAACGCUUCAAAUAAAAGUCUACUAUUUCAGUAUACUGGAAAAUAAUUAAUGCUCAUUUUGUAUCCUGAUUUAUGUGGUCAUCAUCUUGGGGAAAAAAAAAAAACCACCAACUUUUUUGAGAUAACGUUCAAGAAAAAUUAAGUGAUAAGUAUUGUUUUUCUAAUGAGUAGUUGAGCUUCUGCAGCAAUAUCGUGAGGCUGAAGUUUGUUUCUGUUACUGAUUUUUUAAUAGCAAAGACUCAUUUAGACUUGAGCAAAUAUUUGAUUUUUGAACAAAAGUUCAAAUUCAGAUUAAGAAAUAUGAUCUUACCCAUUAUAAAAAUUGUUACACAUUUAAGAAGUGUUAACCUUUUUCUGGAAUUUCUGAUUAGCCCACUGGGAACGUCCAAAGUCUCAAGUGAACAUAAUACUUUGAAUUUAAAGUCUUUCUAGGGCCCUUAAAGUCAUCACAUGGGCAGCUGGAGUGAAAAAGCACCUGUGGUGUUGGAGUGUUCGAUGUGUGAAUGAAAAGCAGAAGUUCUCAUGGGUAACACAGUAAUGGGAUGGCUAGGACUGCAUUUAGAGCUGUUAAUAUUCUCUGAGCAUUGUGAUGGAUCAUAUAGGCUUUCUGGCUCAGGUGUGAGCAUUUGUGUCCUACACUUUGUGCUGCAUAACAGACAGAGCUUUUCUGUCAUGUUUUGUGUGCUUGGAGUAGCAAGCUUCUGUCCUGGAGUGAUGCUGUUUGCAUGGCUUGGGUGACUUCUGAGUGACGUUAGGAGUGGUGCACAGGCUCUGAGGUGAUGAGCAGCCUUUUGCAGGAAUAGCAGCAGUUUCUGUACAGAGGAAGCUUCUUUCCUUGAGCUCAGCACAGAACAAUACUCGUUCAGGAACUUGUCCUUCACAGCUUUCUAGGAAUCAUGACUGAAGUCUUGUGUUCCUAAACUACAUCCUUGGGUUGAAAUCUUUCAUUGGUACCUGCACACAGCAGUGGGUUUAUUUGGAUUUGCUAUCUGUGAAGACAGAAUACCCUCAGUUCAUCAGUUUUAACUGGCUGUAGCACUAGACAAGCCUUAACAGUAACUUAAAUGUGCACUUCUCCAAUUCCUUAGUGCAUCCUAUUUUAUAAAUUAUGCACUCAGUUUUUAAUGUCCUCUUUCUCCAUCUCAGAACAGUUAUAUUCUUUGGGGGUUAGGUUUGAAGAUAGAGUGAGAGAGGCCCUAGGGUGGCUCUGUUAAGAGCCUGUUCUUAGUAGUACUUGAUAGUUAUUUAAUAGGGAUUCUGUUGACACUACUUCAUCAAGUAGGAUACAAGAACUGUGUAAAUACUGUUCAGAAGUCUUGCUGAAGUUGGGCAUUGUGACGUCUUAAAAACUGCUAUUUCUCUGGUACUGCUCAGUCUGCUGCUUCCUAUUCAGUUCAUCUCUUGAUAUAUGGUCAUUUGUACAUCUAUAUUCACUGUUAUUUCAGAGAAUGGUGACCACACACGUUCUGACAGCCUGAUGCAUAACUGUUAUAUCAAGCUGGUAUAAUUUCAGCUUGUGGAACCAAAAUAGGAUACUCUAAGACUUGAUUACGGAGGUUUUUGUCUAGGUGUGCGUAGGGGAAUAGGUAUUCCUUUCACCAGAUUUUAUGACGAUGUCUACACCUUAACGUGGAAUUACCAAUCUAUGCUUGUCAACUUGAAUGUUUCUGUAAGACACCUUAAGGACGUACUUAUCAGACGUGUUUUAUUUCGCUAGGUGCAAUUCAAAUGUAAGCUAAGUGAUCUAAUUAAAACUUUGUGUACUAGGGAAAAUAUUAAACUUGGAAAAUAGCUUGAAUCUGAGAAUGUUUUCAUUCUCACGUUUUCAUCUUGACGCUCUAUUUUUUUACAUAUUUGUUGCUAAACUGUUACAAACAACGAUGAAAUAAGAAAGCAAGAAACAAUCGGAUGUUUUUAUGAAUGGCGGUGAGACAUGAAAUGUGUUGGCUUGACCUUUCAGUUAUCCUGGCAAUGGAGUCAGUGGAUAAUUCGCAGCACAACCUAUAUUGAUCAGCUGAAAUGACAUUCUCUGGCCUCGUUUCUGAUGUCCAGCACUCAUUGAUACUUGCAUCUAAUUUCCAUUGACAUUUUUGUGAGUUAAGUACCUAAAUAUCUCUGCAGAUCUAGAUUUCUUUUUGUAGUGCAGUCAGGGACAGUUCUCUACCAUAUCUGUUAUAAAGAUAAAACAGGUGGUAGCAGCUCUCUUUCAGACAUGGAAGAGAGAUUCGCUCUUGAUUUCUACCUUGCCUGUCCCUAGCCAUGGCAAUUAUCAGUGCUUGUGUUAGUUCUUCCAUUUUCUUUGUUUUGUUUUUUUUUUUUCUCCCAUCUUCCUGGUCUUUAAGAUUUUGCUUGUAAUACAAAUAGCUACUAUGGGCUCUCUCAUGGUUAUAGCUUUUGCUAUAACAUUUUUCUAUAUUCUUAUGUUACCUUUCUGAAGAAAUACAGCAAAUCUUAAAGCAGGAAAAAAAAAUAUAAACUGAAUUAUAUUUCGUUGUCUUCUGAAUCCGACAAAGUUUGGUACGCAGUCCAAUGCUAUCAUCUUGUCUUAAAGAAUACUUUCUAACAUCUUAAUUUCUGUACUUGUGCAUCUUGCCUACUUGAGGUCAGUACCUUGCACUUGUUUACACUACCUCCUGAAUAUAAGGAGGACCAAGGUAUGCGCCCUCUAGGAAUUACUGUAGAAGGAUCAGGUUUACAAAGGUAGGUGAACUUGAUUUAAUUCAUACCUGGUUUGUGGACAAAAGCAGUGUUUUAUUUGGUUAUGCAGGCAGUAAAGCAUUUGAGUCAAGAAGCAUUAUAAUGCUGUGAUUAUUGUCCACAGUUCAUUACUUUUUCACCAUUCCAGUGGAGUAAAUAACCCCUUCUGAUGAUACACGUAGAUCUCUCCACAGGCAGCAGCAAUUACAGAAGUACAAUAAGUGUGCUGAAUACAAACGUAUUUUGAUGGAUUAUUCUCUUCUGAAUGCUAGCUUAGUGUAGGUAGUUCCAUUCAUCUUUGCAAGGGACACUGAAUAUAUCUAGGUGGUGUGAAUUGACACUGCAAGUUUUUAUAUACUACUAAAAGUAUAGAAUCAUAGAAUUACUCAAGUUGGAAAGGACCUCAAAGAUCAUCAAGUCCAACCACAAGUAUAACAUAACCACAAGUAUAUAUGCUUCAAUCUGUCUUAUACUAGUGCAAGUUCUACUAAUGUCUCAGAAAUGAUCAGAUCUCUUUAUGCAAAAUGGAUCAAAUGUGAGAAUGAUAAGAGAGAUCUUUAUGAAUCUGUGGAAUAUUGUCUUAAACAUAGUAUUACAUCAGUGCUCUUAAUAAGCUAAACUAGGUAAACAUAUUUGCUGUCCACUAGCAAAGAGGGUUGUGCUACCUUGGAAUACAAAGCUAAGUUUGCCAUUUGAAAUGUUUCACUUGGUAAAGUUUAUCAAAAGAUCUGUGGAAAAACAACAGAUCUCCAUCAUAUUUUUAUUUAUAAUUUUAUUUUAGGUGAUGUUUCUUAUUUUUAUCUUGUUUUUUUUUAAAGUGAGCAAUAUGAUAAUUCCUUCAACGUUCUAAAAUAAAACAUUACUUUUGUAAUCGAUUUACUCUUGUCUCUUGAAAGUAAGUUAUACAUUUCUAAACUUUUCUGUUGUAAAAUUAAGUAAUUGUUAUACAGUGCUGAGUAAUUCUUGGAGACUUCUCUGAGUAAAAUGAUAUUUCCGUACCAUAUAGGGUGUUUGCUGUCAGAAUAUGUUGUACAAAAUCUAGUCUUUCUUUUAAGCUGAACGUUCACAUCUCUGAAGUUUUCUCCAAAAUGUAGUCAUUAAAAAUUGCCACAUUGAGAUGUCAAUGGAGAACUUUGGCUCUGCUGUUAAGAUGAUUAUGGCGCAUAACUGAAAAAGAUAGAAGGUAGUCUUAUGUAGUUGAGUUGAGACUAGUUUGUGAAGUAUGUAUUUAGUGUGCAUGUAUAUAUCCUGUGCUUGGCGAUCCUCAUUAUCAACUAAUUGUUCUUGCCCUUUGAUCUCACUAUGCAGUUGUUUGAUUAGAGCAUUAGCUUCCUUUGAAGCAAGAGCCUUGCAAAGAAUCAGAUUGAUUUGGCCAAAGUCUUCAAGCAAACAGGGCAGUUUUAAAUGAUAGCUUCUGACGUGUCUUCCUCCUUUGCACCCUAAUGUUUUUUUUAAAAAACUAAACACACAUAUACGUAUGUAAAACAUUCACACUUGAACCUUUUCUGAAUUUUUUUCUUUUUUUUUCCUGCCAUUUUCACUAUUUGGAAGGAGAUUUUUCUCAGAACAGCAAGACACAGUAUCUGUAAAGUACGCCAAAAGAGGUGCAAGAGCAGAUGUAGUCAGAAGAGAUUUGAGAAUAACAUUUUACAGACAAAAAUGCCCACUCCUCUGUUAGUAAAUUGAAUGUUCCCAGUCACUGAAGCUGAUCGCAUGGAACAGCCCACAUCUGUGUGAGUUGACUGUCCCAGCCUGUAAAACUGGGUGGCUGCCUGAAAGCUUCAUAUUGGGAAUAGUUCCUGGAACAUGGUGAUUGCUGCAUGUUCCCAAGAGUUCCUGGGUAAGAGUGCUAGUUGGAACGGAUACUACGUAUGCAGAUUUUAGUCCUGUUCUUGGGCGCCUUCCUUGGCCCAACUGAAUGCACUAGUAUAGAUGUACACAGCUGUUAGUUCCUUGUGUAUGAAGCUAUGAAGUCCACUAUUACCUACUAGUUCUUAAAGAAGGACUGGUAGAAUUCUUUUUCCUUUCCCUUUGGACUUACUGUCUUGGAAGGAUAUUUCUUGGUCAAAACAAAGAAAAUGCUGUUGUUCUACCUUUUGCUAUGUAUAUAUAGGAUGUAUAUAAAUACAAAUGAAUAUAACCCGUUUUUUUUUUGUUUUUUUGUUUUUUUUUUUUUGACCUGGAGGUGCAGAAAUACUCCUUUGCUUCAUUCUCAAUUACAAAGCUCAAGAGAAUUUUGUGUUGCUUUCCUGCAGGAUUUCUAUCUUAUUUUUUAUUUUUGUGUUGUAUUUGUUUUUGUUCCCCUCCAUCUUCUGGCAGCUUUUAUCUGCAAAGUUAUUCUUAUUCUAUGGCUUAGGCUGAGUUUAUGAACUUGAUGGGUCUUCAUGACUUUUCUUCUGAAUAAAAGAGAUUUUCCUCAGGAAAAGAAGCUAUUUCACACUCAAAUCAGUUGGUGGAUUCUGCAACUUUAGUUUAGAAUGCUGUGUUCAGCUUUGUAUUCCUACAAAUAUAUUGGUAGCAAAAGGCUCCAGGCAGCAACUGUUUGUAUCUUGAGAAAGGCAAAAAUUAGUUGUGUUUUUUGUUUGUUUGUUUUUUUCCUCUUUAUGUCUGGAGGCAUGUGGAGCUCCAGGGGAAGGCAAGUAGUGAAACUUCAUUCUUUCUUGGGAGAAAUCCAGACGCUAUCGGCUGCCAUCCAACUGCAAAAAUUCUGACACUCUGUUCGGAAAAAGUGCCACCAAAAUGUAGCUAGCUGAAUAUUCCACUUUUUCAAUAGAAGGCAGUUUCCUUAAAUAGAAUUUGGGAGCUAACUUCGUCUACAGCAAAGAUUUGGGUUAAAAACACUGCCAGAUCUACAGUGACGUCUCUACACUUGAAGUCUUUCACUCCAGCUCCAGGUAUUCAGCUCAAGUCCAUAUUAAGAAAGCUCAGGAAUAAUUGGUUUCCUGUAACUGUGCAAUCUAUAGCCUGUAUAACUUUAAUAAAAAAAUAAAACUUAUUUCUUCAGAAAAGAUAGAAGUUGUUGUUAAGAGGACAGAACAGAAUUCUUGCCUUGCUCGUGAUUUACAUCCUGGUUAUGUUUUAAGAAAUUUAUAAUACAGUUUUAUUUUACUUUGAAUCACGUUUCCGCCCCUCCUUCCCUUCCCCAACGCUUUACUAGCAAUAUAUUUUAGCCAUCAAAAAUUCACCUUAUCCUUGAUAACAGAUUACCAAUAGCUUUGUCUUUCUAAGAAGCUGCAGUAAGCCAUUAGGAAGAUGGUUAAUCUCCCUCUUAUCUAAACCUUUUGAUCAAUUUAGAGAGAAGUGAAUUGCUGUCUUAUAAGCAAGUCUGUGUAGCAGGCUACUUAGACAAAGGGAUUUGGUUUCCAUUCAAGAUUAGAUUCAAGAUCACUUAUCUAAUGAAUCAGCUGAAUUUUCAUUGAAUACCGGGUAAUUAGACAGGUAUUGCACCCUUUGGAUUAAUGGGACCUUUCUUUCCUUAUCUAAGUCCUCUCAGAAAUAUAAACUAUCUGCGGGAGUUGAUCAGUUCUUGAAAAAGAAGAAAUGCCUUGGAAAAUCAUUAGAAGCGUGGACACAUAGGCAUAUAUUUGUAUUCCUAUUCAAGAACUUUCCAAAAGCCUUGUUUGUACAACUACACAUCUUUGAUAACCAAAUGAUAAAGUUCCAUACUAUUUGAGUAGGAAUUUUGGUCAGUGUUGAGAAUGUCUAAAAUUCUAUUGCAUCUGUGAAAAUACAUUUGCUUGGUUUCUUAAAAAUGACAGUAGCUCUGUUGUCCUUGAUACAGAAAGAUAAAAGGAUGUCCAGUGAGAGAUAAGUGGACAGGUGGAGGUGACUUUAUUUGGUCUAAGAUUUAUUGCUGUAUUUAUCUAUUUGUUAAGUUUCUCUACAGUGGUAUUUAAUAUAAAGUUUGCUUUCUUAAUUGGCACCCAUUAGCCCAGACGCAUUUGCUUAUUUUAUUAUUACUUAUACAUGUCAAGCUUAGAUAUUUGAGCAUUUUUUCCUUUAUGCCAUCAAUAUAAGCUUGUUUACUGAAACUUCUUGACUGUGGAUUUCAGUAAAUAAAACAAUUCUAGCUUCCCACUGCAGAGUUCUUUUUCUGUUCCCUCCUCAAAGACAAUAUCGAAAACUUUGCAAUCUGAAGAUGAAAAUUUCUACAUAGAGUAGAAAAAGCUGCAGGAGCCUAUUGGGUCACAUGCUUGUGUGGAGAAGGUCAUCCCAUGACAAGAACGUGUGCUGACUCCUUUUGGGUGAUGAGCACAGUCUAGGUCAGUCUGUUGUCUGUUGGAACUUUAAAAUCUAGGGAAGUUAGGAGGACCAGUAAGUUUCAUGAUUCUCUCCACACAUCACUAUUUCUAGCCUCCGAAUCAAGCACACUGAUAACUGUCUUUAUCUUCUGUCUGUUGAGAAGGAGUAGUUGCCUCCUGAUCAUUAGUGGGCACUGUGCCCAGGAGCAAAUCUGUUUUGCUUUGUUGUCAGCGGGUUAAUCUCCCUUUCUCUUGCAAGAUGUCCCCCAUGUUUUUCAGGCCUGUUGAGAAUUCAGGAGACUUUCACCAUAACAUCAUAUCUGCGAGUAUGGUAGGGUUGGACCUCUUUUAAGAUAAACAGCGUGUGAACAAAAUUUCAGUCUCUUUAGCUAAACUGGGCUAACUUGAUGACAGUUUCUGUGUAUAUAGAAAACACCAUGCUGUGACUAAAUAUGAAUGUGGUUAAUGGUUCACUACAGAGGCCUUCACUUCCCUUGAAAAUCUAUAGAAGUGGAGCUGACUGGGGACUUCACUGCUGGUAGGAAUUUGUUUCUUAUGCUCAAGAGGAUGACUUUGGGAUGUGCUUAUGUAGGUAGACAGUUCAGGUUGUGUUAUUCUUUGUCUUCUCUACAGUUGUGCAGCCCACAGUGAAAUAAUUACAUCUAAGGAAUGUUGUCUCUGUCCUCAGUCCUUCUAAUACUGGCUGCCCGUCAUCAGUCUCUGCCCAGCUGUACUUUUGUAGCAUAAGUUUAACUGUUGCUGACAUCUUGAAACACAGGAUUAUUGGCUAUUCAGUUCCACUAGUACCGUCCCAGUCUGAAGAGUACAAUGUUCCUUCUCGCAAAUAAUGGCAAAGGCAGUUUUGCCACUUCUGUCCACUCUCUUUAGUUCCUAGACAUAUUGCAUACAAAAUCUCCACUUACCCUUUUUGUGGUGCUGAGGAAGAGAGAAAAAGGGCAACUUCUCUGUGGUGUCUUCUGUUUGUACAAAAGAGGAGUUUGUGAAGUUGUUAAUAACUGCAGUGUUUCUGCAAAGUCCUACAGAAGUUUUCAAGAGCCUGACUGAGACUGACAUUUUGAAACAGUUUUGUGCUGGCUAGUACAGUGAUGCCAGUGAACAACACCGUACUGCUUUCAACCCAGAUGCUUUGGCAAAUAUCAGCUUCAUGUGUUGCUGCUGCUUGGCAUAAAGGCUGAUGCUACAAAGCAGUAGCAGGUGGUUUGGAUUUUUUUCUGCUCAUUUUGCACCAACUUCCUUUUUUUUUUUUCUUUGCAGUGGCUUUGGAGCAUGAUAAAUAAUAUUGGUGUGUUGUUUUUCUUUUUUUUUUUUUUUUUUUUUUUUUCCUGGUAAGGAUUUUAAGCUCUUUACAUGCACUUGGCAAAAGUUUUGCUCAAUGGCAGUGUACUGACUGGGGAUACUGAGUUACCCAGGUCUCAUUUUCCUUUGUGGAUGUCUUAUAGAUGACAGGGUACGAGGCUCUGAAUAUAUUUCCUCCCCCAAAAUUAAUCAUGGUAGUAACAGAAAGUCCUAUUACUUUGAAGAUUGUUUUGUAAUCUGAUUUCUGAUCCUGCUGUCAGUAACGUUCCUUCUGCACCCCUUUCCAAGCAUCUUUUUCCACAAAAGACAAAUAUAGCCAGCAGUCUGGUGCCUGAUUUUUUUCAGUCAUGAGAAGGCGGACACUUCAAACUGCUUCCCUCUUACCUGAACAUCUACUUGCUACAGGAGCUGUUAAGAUGCACGUCUCCAAGAGCACGUUUGCCAAAGUCCUCACGUGUGGUAGCUGCCUACUAUCUAUGCAGCUGAAUGUUUUGUCAGCAAAUGGUUAUAUAUGCCCAUUCAUUCCAUAGUGCAUGGUAUGCAUAGCUGAAGAGAUAAUGUGCCUUAUUGCAGUACUUCUUGGAUUAGAAAGUUUCCCAUUAGAAAGGAAUUAGAAAGAUGGUGGUUUAUUUUGUUUUGCUUGUUUCUGUUUUUAUUUUUUUAAGUAAUAAGAUCUUGUUGUUUCUAAAUCAGUUAUAAUUGUUUCAUUCUCCUUUAGAGAAUGACAUUGAAACUUCAGUAUGCAUUGGUACCUAACUUUUCAAGGCAAAGGUACUGCAUAUUAAUUGUUUUAUUGUCUUUACCUGCAAUGCCUAGACUCCAGGUGAAAUGAUAUGUUAGGAGAUGAUGGAUUUCUGCAUUACAGUAUAGUUGUGUCUGCUGCCUGUAAAUGUAAUGUUCAGUAUGUAUUCGUGAACUGGAAGAGUACUCUGACCAGGCCACUGGCACAGUUGUGUUUGAAACUCUGCAAGGAUUAAAAGCCUGCAGGGGUCAGAGCUUUGUUAGCAUUUAUGCUACAAAUUGAACUUCUGAUGCUUUUUCCACAGAACAUGGCCAUUAGCUGAACCUUGAAGAACUGCUUAUCUGUUUAAAGUUUAGUGUUUAUGUACCGUUAACGUUUUUACAUAAUCCCUUCCUUAAAACACUCAAGUCUCAUUCCGUAGGUGAAAUGUUUUUCCUCCUCUGCAACUCUGUGGAAGCAAAAAAAACCCCACAAGAACUAAAUGCAAAAUGUUGUCUAACCACUUGGUCAGAUUUUCUUAGGUGUAGUUUAGAUGUCCUUCAGGGAAUGGUGGAAUGGACUUCUUAAAUUUAUUUUUUAUUUGCAACCGUUUUUGCACUCCCAUAAGUAAGAGGUCUUUUCUGGUGACCAGAGUGUACUUUGCUACCUUUGCAUUUCUUCCCAUAUUGUGCUGCCAGUGCAUCUGAUGGGCUGCUCUCUUAGCUUGUUCUGAGAACUGCCAUAUAAAACCAUUCAGAAAGCAACAGAAAGAAAAGCUGAAGUGCUACAGCUUAAGCAGGACAACAGGAACACAAUGUCUUUGGUUUAUGCGUCUUCCCUAGUGCCCCUAGAGGAGAAAGGUGGAGCUUUGUGGGAAGGAGGAGCCAUGUCAUAGUAAGCAUGAACUUAUUUUCUGGUUAGAGAUUUUGAAGUAAGAUUUAUAGAUACAUUUAGAUGAAAAUGUAGACAAAAUUUGAAGUUUUAUCAGUUUGCUCUGGUGUUUGGGUGGUGCUGUUCUCAUUGGUGUGGAAAAAAGGGAAACUUUUAACUUUUUCUUUUUUUUUUUUACCACUGCACACUGCUUAGUUUAUACUAGAUCAUAGAAUCAGAGAAUGGCUGGGUUGAAAGGAAUCUCAGUGAUCAUGAAUCUCCAACCCCCCUGCCACAUGAAGGGCUGCCAACUUCCACAUUUAAUACUAGACCAGGCUGCCCGGGGCCCCAUCCAAGCUGGCCUUGAACACCUCCAGGGAUGGGGCAUCCAUAACUAAUCUGUGUAGCUGUGCCAGCACCUCACCACUCUCACAGUAAAGAACCUCCCCCUGACAUCCAACCUCAGUCUUCCCUCCUUCAACUUAAAACCAUUUCCCCUUGUCCUGCUGUUAUCUACCCUUUCAAAGAGUUGGCUCUCCUCCUGUUUAUAGGAUCAGUAAAGUCUCUAAAGAAAAAGUGAGUUAUGCUUGAAUAAUAUUUUUCUGAGAUCACAGUAUUAUCCUAAAGGAAGAGGAAUAGAGGUUUGAUAAUUCCUUUUUUUUUUUCUUCCAAACUUAAGCUGUCUGGGAGAAAUGAAUUUGCAGUGAGCCCCAAACACUUCAGGGUUGUGUUCUUGUUUGGAAUAAUGAAACUCCGCAUCACUGUCUUUUGGUGGUUGCUAGCUGCAAGCAUGUGUUCAACCAUACUAUUUUUUUCCCCUCUUUGAAAGCUACUACUUCAAUGAAGUAGUAAUUAUUUUAAAAUGAGACAAAUCAAAAGAAGUAAUUACUUAAAAGUGUGUAUACCAAAUACAGAAGUUACAAAGGCAGGAAAUUAGUCUUUAAAAUAAGCACUUUGGAAUUGUGAGGUCUCACCGCGCUUGUGAAAACUGAAGUUUUAUUUCUGGUUUUGGUUGUAUUUUUCUGUAACUAGCUAGAUACGGAAGCAUUAGAGCUUUUUACUGGGGAAUGAUAUAAGAAAUCUGAAUGCAGGUUGUCAGGAAGUAUGGACUGACUUAAGACAUCUAUUGUAAAAUGCCAGUCUCAGAAUAUCAGUUAUCAAGUUAUCGAAAACACAGCAGAAAAAUGAUUUAGUUACAAUUCUAAAACUUGUAAAUAUUUUAUAGAAGAAAGUAGUGCUGGUGCUUCCAGUCUGCUCUGGAGUAAGUAAAAAAAGAAAAAAAAAAAACAUUUUGUAGUUUAUUAUUUGUAUAAACUGUGGGUUAAUACGGACUGCGUGCUUAUGAAUUUUUAAGUAUUCAUUUUUUAGAAAACUUAGCAGAAUUUCUGUUACUAAGACACAAUGUGAAAACAGUGUGCCAUCUCCAAAAGCAAAAUAACUGCUUUGUCGGUGGCCAGAACUGCACUCUAAACUUCUGUUUGGGUGAAAUAUAAGAUGAUAGAGAAAAUCAGCCAUGGCCUGGGAUACUUACAGUGGUAGAUUCCCCUGAAUCAAACUGUAAUCUUUAUUUUCUUCUCUUCAAAUUGUCACUUAGUUUUCUAUCUGUGUGUCUUAAGUCUAUGAAGCGCUUUUGUUUGGCAUAAUCAAUUAACUAUGUUACAGUUACUGUUGGUUUUUGUUUUGUUUUUUUGGUCAGCAUAGCAAUCCUAAAUAGAGUGUCUCAUAACCAGUUUGAAACUAAGAAAGCAGGAAGGUUUGCAGUGUCCAUAUGACAGUGCAUGGUCCAAAUCCUGCAAGUAGGAGAAGGGGUCAUAGCGUAAAUUCUGAAAACACAUGCAUUGAAGGACACUGCAGGACUAGGAAAGUAAUCCUGCUCCUAUACUCGGCACUGUGAGGCCUCACCUUGAGUGCUGUGUUCAAUUUUGGGCACCUCAGUACAGAAAGAUCAGUGAGGUGCUGGAGCAGGUCCAUAGAAGGGCAAGAAGGCUGGUGAAGGGCUUGGAGAAUAUGCCCUACGAGGGGAGACUGAAGGAACUGGGGAAGUUUAGUCUGGGGAAAAGGAGGCUGAGGGGAGACCUUAUUGCUCUCUUCCAAUACCUGAAAGGUGCUUACAGAGGGAGCCGGGGUUGGUCUCUUCUCACUGGUGAAAGGUGACAGGAUGAGGGGAAAUGGCCUCAAGUUGCGCCGGGGUAAGUUUAGGUUGGAUAUCAGGAAACACUUUACAGCAAGGGUUGUUAGGCACUGGAAUGGGCUCCCCAGGGAGGUGGUUGAGUCACCAUCCCAGGAUGUGUUUAAAAACCGUUUGGAUGUGGUGCUCAGGGACAUGAUUUAGGAGAGGGUUGUUAGAGUUACAGUAGUAUGGUUAGUUUGUGGUUGGACUUGGUGAUCUUUAAGGUCUUUUCCAACCUGUGCUAUUCUAUGAUUCUAUGACAUGCUUUCCUGUGUGAAAAAUCAUUUAAAGUAAAACCGACAGAAAAAAAUAAAUUUUUUGGCCUGUACAAAAUGAAACCUACUCAUUAAAUAUGAUCAUUUAACUGUGCUGUAGAGUUAGAAAGACUUCUUUUUUGUAAGUGAUUAUUUUGCAUCAGUUGUUAGUACUGUAUUUAUUCAAACUACAAAAGUAUUUUCAGAUCCUCCCCCUCUCUCCUGAAAGCUGUUUUCUUUGGUCAGGUAUUGAAUAAUUUAUAUCAUGUGAGACUAUUGCACAUGAUGUAUUCAUCUCUUGUUUAGCUCUUACAUUAAUGGUUUGGCAUGCUAGCUGUACAUUGAUAUGGUAGAUGCUUUCCAUUUUUUCUGUACCAACUGUUUAAAUAUAUCUUGUGUCUCAGUAACUACAAAUGGGAAAUGACUUGAAUUAUUCUAUUUCCCUUGAUGGUUUUUGUGAGUAGGAAAAGAUUCCUUUUUUUUUUUUAAUAUAUAUGUGUUUGUGCUGUAGAUUAAAGGAGGGCUUUAAAAAUUAUUCACAUAUUUAUGCUAACUUUCCAUUGUGCUCAGCUGGAAAUGCACAUUAAAUCUAAAACAUGAAGUUCAGACAUGGGGCUUUGUGUUAGCUAUAGGCAUUGUUUAGGUACAGCGUUUUUGUGUUUUUUUCACCUCAUGCACAGGUCUACAGUUUGCUGUGUUGCCAUGCAGCAGGUAAUUUAUGUUCAGUCUUCAGUUUUGCACUCUAAACCGAAGAUUGUAAGUAAUGUUAUUUGUCUUCUUUUUGGAGGUGGGAAAAACAGACACGGCACAAAUACAGGGAACUCUUACUUAACUGCUGAUAAAAGUAUUACUCGGAGAGGGCAGUUGAGCAGACUAGCAGGAUUAGUGCUGCAAGGUAUUGGCCCAGGAUGGAUUGCUUGGAAAAUCUUGUAAGCCGAUGGUCAGAUAACACUCUUCUGCUCGCUGCUGCUGUGCAGUACAGGGCGUGCUGCUAGAUGGGCAUAAAUCAAAAAGCACAAAUUUAGUUUAAAAAGCUCAAACAAGAUGCAGAACAGAUUGACUUGAUUUUUUGCAUGUGUCAGAGGGGCUGGUGCACAUACUAAGGCAAUUUUAUAUAUUUUGGACAUAUAAGGAAAUAGUAAUUUUACUACUGAUAAUGUGUUUGAAAAGAAUCUGUUAAAUUUUCGGGAUGAGGGAGCCAACAAAAUUGUCAGACGCGGUCUCUGGAACCUACAUUUUCAGCGUUUUUUUUUUUUUAAUGCAGAUUGUGUGGUUAAUAGCUGCAAAGUUUUGCAUGUCAGAGCGACUGACAAAGAAACAGGGAGCCCUCCGCCCUUCAGCGGUGCCCUGGGUUGGUGGCUGGGUGGAACGGUGUCACUGUCCUUGGGUGGCUCUGAGAGAGGCUGGUGUGUAGCAGGCGGCAGAGCCGGGCUGUGCAGCUGCCUUCCCCCUGUGAGGAGAGGCAGUGACUGCAGGAUACGUGGUCGGUCGUUGCACUGGGCUCUGAAUUUUGAGUGCACUGAGCAAUGGCUGUUUUCUGCCUGCAUAUCUCUGUGUGUGUGUGUGGAAAGUGAGCUGAGGGGUGCUGGUGGUCAGGGCCUGUGGUGGUCUAUGUGUAUCCACUGCUGUAUGCAGACACUCACCUGCAGAUAUUCUCUCAGACUUCUCCUAAUUUUCUCUCAUAUUCUCUUAGUUUUUGUAACUGAGGGAAGAAAUGGGCUUAUUCUCCUUAUGACACACGUUUCCGACGUUCAGUCUUAACCUGGUGGUUCUGUUCAGUCAAAUGAACUGAAACUCAUUUAUUUAAGAUCUGUCAGUGGGGUAAAUGGUCAAGGAGAUUCUGUCUUUAGUCUUUUUCCUCCUAAAAUAUAAAGAGAAAUGUAGUGGCUGUGAGAAGAGGAUCAUGCACUGGAAGCAGCCCUUGCCGGCUGAUACAGCCUAUCAGCCUUAUCAUUGUAUCAGGCGAUCUGACUGCACACCAAAAGGGAACUUCCCCCCCUUCCAGGUGUCACGGUGGCGGAAAAGCCCCCUGAAGCCUUUUUUAAGGGGGAAUCUCGCACUCGGGAGCGCCCGAGCGCUGCCUGCGUGAGCCCCCCGAGCCCCCCGGCCCUGAGAGGCGCCCCCCGGACGGCUCGCCGUGACGCCGCAAGUUCGAAUCCCGCCUCAGCGCUCAGCCCUAAUCCCCGCGUAUCGUGACUUCGCGGCCCUGCCCUUGCUGCGGGGUGAAAUGUAGAACAUGCCUCUAAUCCCCGCUAGACGCAGCGAAUUUCGUUUUAAACUUGAAAGUGUUAACAACAACUUGAAAAUGUGACAAAGCUCAAUUUCGUGGCUUGUUUAUUGCUUGUUUUCGGAUUGGACAAUAGCCGGCAGCUCUGCCCUGGCAACUGCGGGAUGCGAUUUGCAUAGCCCCGCCUGAUUGGCCAGCCUGCCGGCCGCCUCUUCCAAUCAGCUGGCGGCGCCGCCGUGGUAGGCUAUGCUAAUUGCCCGCUGUUGCUGGGGUUCCGGCGGUUUCUGCGCGCCUCUCUCUGCAUUGUGCAACGGGCGGGAGCGGGUCUGAGGGCGGGAACGGGGCGUUCAGCUCUGGGUGUGUGUGCGCGCGUCCCGGUGUGCACCUGUGCGUGGGCACGUGCUGUGCUGUAGGCAUGCACCAGCGCCGGGUAAUGGAAAAUAAAUCUUCACCGCGAGUGCUGUGUGGAUGGAAGAGCGCUGUCACUGCGCGUCCCCACUUCUUUCUUUUCUCUCUCCCUCUCUCUCUCUCUGUCUCUCUUCAGUUAAAGCGCCUUACAUCGCUAUAGCCGUGUGUGUGCAGGCGGCUGGCUCGGGGAGCAUCUGUCGGGCAGCUUAGUGCCAGCACUCUCUGAAACGCAGUAACCCCUGUUCCCGAGAUACCUAUCUGUGGAUGGUGUGAAUAUAGAACCAGCUAUUUCUGGAACACACGCUUGCCUUUAAAAAAUGGUGUGUUCACAUUGUCUUUUUUUCUUUUCCUCACAAAAAAAAGACCCCUCAGCUGUAACUGUGGAGUCUGGGUUUCUUCGUGCUCUGUGUCAUUCCUUCUUAAGAACCUGAAGAAAUCUAAUUUUAAAGCAUUUUGUUGUUGUUGAAGUCAGCUUUCCAAACCUGACCCAGGGUUAGUUUGCCUUCAGCCCUGCUCUUCCCAGGGUGAACCCUCUCUCAGGGUUCCUCGGCCAGGCAACCGCGGCCUUUCUGCACACAAAUGCUCACAUCCCUCCUGCCUGGCAUGGCAGGUGGGUUAUUUAAUGUAGUGAAUCCAUCUGCAUACAUACUGCAUCCUUUUUUUGUUUGCUUGUUUGUUUGUUUUUGUCAUUCCCCUCACAUAGGUAUUAAUACACAUGCGAGGCUUGGUACCACCUAGCACUUAGCAGUAAUGGAGGAAAUUACUCUCGCUGGCGUAUUUGUGACAUAUCCCUGUUGUCAGCAGAUCUGGUCGCCCUUGAGUUCAGCUGGAAUUGGAAUGUUGCCAGAAGUGGUACAACUUGAUGGCAGUUUUUUUUUUCUUGGUGCCAUAUAUUUAAUUGAAAACAUCCGCGUGCAAAAUAUUUGAUUUUCAUAAAUUCUGAUUAAUUGGCUCUUAAAUACCAGGAAAACAUGCAGCGUUCUCAUGAUGUAAUGCUUAGAGUUGGCUGAGCGAGUGUGAGAGCAUUGCUUCAGAUGAGCAAUAGUCUGUAGUCACUUCCAAGUCAACUCACCACGAAGACCGAAGCUUGCUGUCAGAGUGACCUGUGAUUAAAUCAACUUCUUAUUUUAGUGGAGUUCUGUUUUAAUUUUCCAGCUGUACUUGGUGAUUCCUAGUGCCUUUAAGAAGCAAAAAAUCCAAGAUAGAAUGUAAUUUGUGUGAACUUGGGUUUGGCUUUUGAGGGUUUCUGGAGCGUGAGUGCAGAGGUUCCUAUGUAGUGUGUUUAAUGGAGUGACUUCAUACAACCAUGUUGUUUUAAACUUUGUCACCGAGUUACUGUUGUCCAUGUUAGAAGGUUACUGUGACUUAUGAAGUAUUCUCCCUUUCACUUUUUUACUUACUGAAUUUGUCAGAACUCCUUGUAAGUGGUGUUUUUCUAUUCGUAUCUGUUUUUUGCUGAUUAUGCUGGGAACUGAUAUACAGGUGUGGAUCUUUCAUCUAAUUAAGCCAUUUUCCAUUAUCUUUGUGUCCAUGUCAUUUAAAUGACAAAGUUGUCAUUAAAUUGAGAAGCUUAUAAACUGUAUAACUGUAGACAUAAUUGUAUGAAACUUUAAACAUGGGUCUGUGGAGGGAAACAAAAGAUGAGAAUAUUAAGCUUGGCUCUUCUUCACUGACAUUUGUCCUCUGAAAAAUGAAUAUUAGCUGUUUUGAAGAUUUUAAUAAAUCUUCUUUCCCAGGUUUUAAGCAAAUGUUAGUCUUCUAAAAUAUUGUCUAUUAAUAAUUAAUGAAGUAUUGAUUGCUUGGCUGUUCUGAUUCGUGUAUUUCAUUUGGCACAAUUAAAAUGCCAUAUUGGGCUGAGCCAUCAUCCCAGACUACUUGAAUUUUACCAGCGUUUCUCAGGCUACACAUUCAUGAUGAAGUGUUGCACAGAGUUGCUCUGUGGUAGGAAAACUUCUAGAGAACACGCAUAUUAUUUAAAAAAAAAAAAAAAAGCUUAAAUAUGAAAUAUGCCCAUGUAUAUACAGGUAUGUGGUAGAGAAUGUUUCUUCUCUAAAUACUAGAUUAUCCUAUCUUUGAGGAUCACAUGGAGGCAUGUGGUCUAAAGAGAGCUUAAAAGCAAUGAACCAGACCCCUAGUAAUAGAAUAAACAAAAUUGCUGGACUGAAGCCUCUCAUUCAUUUCCUCAUGUCAGUAUCAUUGCCUCUUUGCAGGAAAGCAGGCUGUUUCUUUUUUUUACUAUUCAGCAGAAGCAUCAGAUGAAAAUGGCAGAUUUGUAAGAAGCAACAAGAAGAUGUUGCUUAAUGAGUAAGGUGUUGCUGUGAGUAAGCCGUAGAGCCUUUUGCCAAGGGAUGUUCUAGAGGUGCUGAAAUGCAAAAAAAUUCUCAUCAAAUCCAUAGAGGAAAAGAAUGAGUGAAGUAUAUACUAUGUUAAUAACAAGGACUUGACUGUAUGUAACUCCUGAACUGGAAACUAGAAGAACAUGCCUGGUACGUACUAUAUGCUUGCCCUGUUGCUGUCCUCCUGGGUGACUGCUGUUGACCACUGUCAGACGGGAUACUGAUUUUGAAUGGAACUUUGGUUUGAUAUGUGGAGGAGUUCCCGUGUUAGUGCCCCAUUGUUUGAAAGAACCAUGCUUCUUAGUCCAAUAUGAAACAAUUACCCCUUCUUGCUCAGUUUUGUUCAUGAACAGAAAUGAACAUCUUUCAGACCUCUCUCAUGUGCUUUGCUUUUCCUGAGUUUUUGAAACUUCCUAUUAAGCUUCUCCUCUGUAGAGCUCUGUAAAACAGAUCUACCUAUGAGUAUGUGUUCCUGGUCUUUAUAGAAGUCUUUCUAUUUAUGCAAAAUCUGAAAUUUAACAUCAUGAAACCUUUUUGUCUUUAACCUGCCUCUCGUUGUACUUCUUUAGAUAAAAUAAAAUUCUGUCUCAUAAGAAUACUGCAGAAAGAAAAUAUGAAUUAUAUAAGUACAAAACCAGUGGCUGCUAUGUAGAAUAUAUUUGCAGAUAGUAAUAAUUCUAUUUGGGGCCCAGUCUUAGGCCAGGUUGGAUGAAGCUCUAGGAAUUUGGUGGGUGGCAGCCCUGCCCACGGCAGGGUUUGGGGUUGAGUGGCCUUUGAGUUCCCUUCUAACCCAAGCUGUUCUGUGAUUCCAUGGUGUUGUAUUAAAUACAAUAAAAAUAAAACUUGUGGUAUAGCACCCUAUUCAUUCAGCAUUACUUUCAUUUUCUCUUUUAAACCAAAUAGGUUAUUAAUGCAGCUAGAUAAACCAAUUAUGAUACUACAUAAAGGCACUGAGUUAAAACUGUGGAAGCAUUCUGUUGUUUCCUAACUUCUUCAAUUUUCAUGUUCUUUAGUUGAGUGCAUACUUAGGUGCAAGCUUCUGGUCUUUGUGGAGGCCUGCACAUGCAGGUUUCAUUCUUGCUGCUUACUAUUGGAGUUAUAGCCUACUUCUCAAGAGUAGACAUUGCAAAGCAGAGUUCUCAUGGAGCUUAGGAUUUUGGCGGUUAGUGUUAGCAUGCUAAUGUUUCCUGUAAGUUUUAGCUGAGAAUUUUGGUGAUCUUGGACUUCUUUUAUAAAAAAGUAAUUUCACUUUCACAGAAUUUUCUUUGUUCUAAAAUUCUCAACUGUUUACUCAAAGUAAUGAAGCAGAUUUAUUAUUGUGUUGCCAGUGGAUUAAAUCCUAAAGCUUCUCCGUUGUCUUCCAUUUAAAGAAUUUUCUAUUUGUGAGUUUUAGAAAUUUCCUUCUCUUUAUUUGUUGUGGGAAGAUUAGGGAGAGCAUUGUAAAUGUAGUACCGGUUUGAUGGUACCAGACUUCUGAGGUGGUUGAGUAGAGAUGUGUACCACAGUCUCUCCCAGUCACAGGUCUUAGCCACAGCGUUUCUAGAGCAGAGUUGGUGUCCCUGGGAAGUACAGGUGCAAAAGCAACAGUGUUUGCAUGUAAUUCAUGCCCAAAUCCACCUCCUGCCAUAGGUCAUCUAGGGCAGAGGGUAGGCAGGGCAGACAUGACACUUUCAGAACAAUUAAUGAAGCUGCUCCUGGCUUUUCUUUCUUGCUUCUUCUGCCAAAUGUCCAGGCACGUGGCAGACGUGUCAUGUCAGAGAUGUGCAAGCUGUUGGGAAAGAUGGCACUCAGGAGUAAUUUUUUGUCAUCCCUUCCUUAACACUUUGUCUUCUCUGCAGCUUACUUCAUUAGGAAAGAGUGCAAGCAAGAAAAUUCUGUGGCCUGGGAGCAUUGCGAACAGGAUUCAAUAAUGUUCUUGCUUCUAAGUUUAGGACUUAAUUUUGCUUUGACCAAAGGUAGCAUUUAGUAUUUCUGUACAGGGAAGUUGACUGAAUAGUUAUUGUGGAAUAGCUUCUGAAGGAGCCAUUCUUAAUAAUAUAAUUCCUCCACAAUAAUAUAGCUCCUCCAGAGGAAGGAUAUUUAUAACGGAGUUGUUUGUUCUGCAGUUGCUGCUGCAGGUAAUUUUCCUUUGUUCAUUGGGUUCUCUCACAGCCUUCCUCAUUCCACAGCAAGCUGAGUUAAAUCUGUGUACCCUCGAAUUCUCAUGUGGUCGUUUUAAAUGUACUGCAUGAGGACAAUAGGCAGAACAGCAUUUCAGCAAAGCAGUAGUUCACUUAGAGUUCAGGUUGGCAUUUGCUUAUUGCUUAAAAAUGAUUGAUAUGGACUACAAAAUCCCAAGUGCUUGACAUUUAUUAUGCUUUGGCAGACCUAGGUAGUCUGACUUUUCUUAAAUGUGGGGGUUCAUUGGAACAGCGAGUUCUCAAGAUCCAGGCAUUUGUCUCUAUUGCUAAUUGCUCACUGCCUCUUUUAGGAUGUGCUAACCAUUCAGAGGUGGUUGGCUGUUAAAGAAGAGCAGAGGUCAGUCUUCUCCCCUUCUUCAGACCUGUUUCUAAAGGGGGCGUUGAAUGAUAGCUGAGGUAGUAAUGAUUAUUAGUAGAGAACUUUUCCAAGCAUGGAUUUUAAAGAACAAGAUUGAACAGAGUUCUGCAAUGGGAUUAAUUUUGUACUUGCCCUGCCCCUUCCCUCCCACCUCCCCCCCCAAAAAAAUUACAUGAAGAAAAAGUGUUGUACAGUUUGUCAGCUCAUAUAGUAUUCUCUUGGAGGAAACUGAUGGCUCUUUUGGCACUCAGAAAAAAAUAAUGGGGGUAUGGAGGCCUUAAUUUGUGAUGGCACUGCAGAGGUUGGAAAUGAACAGAUUUGAAGUGCAAACCAAUCGUAUGCACUACAGAGAACUGCCACGUUUGGUCUGUGGUAUAGACCCACAAGCUCUUGAACUCUGAAUGUGGAAAUGAGACUACUGAUUGUGGUGAAUGAUACAGUUCACACUUUUAUUCUCUCAUGUUUUCUAGCAUGUUUUCGUUCAACUGUGAACUUAUCACUGAGUUGGAAUACCUCAGCACAUUGCUAAAUGACCCGAAUAGUGGAGAUAGAAUAGGGAAAGGGAGGUUGAGGCAGAAAAUAGAGGAGGUAAAAGGACAGUCAAGAUCUUUAUGGGGUAAGUGCUGAAGAACAGAGAAGAGAGAGUGAAAUAGGGUGAGUUUUGUAGAGAAACGUGUUCAGAAGAUUCAUAUUGCAAAAUCAGAUGACCCAACAGUCCAGGAAGCUCCUCCCUCCCCAGGGCAGUGUCUCUACUGUUUCCAAUUUAGUUCUGUAUUCUUUCUGCCAGAUAGGUUGUGCUGUGCUUAACCAGUCUUUAUUUUAUGGAUAUGGUAAGAAAUACUGCCUCUCCUUGAAGCUUAAUUGAACAAAGAGGUGGGAACCUUGGAACAGUGAGGUUCAAAAGAAAUAGCCAAAGUAUUUAAUGGAAGUAGUAAUCACUACCUGGAAGUGCCAAAUGCAGAAGACUUAGGCACAGAAGGUGCUAUGAAGUUUUAUAUAUUUAUUUAUUAUUUAAGGCAGUGUUUAUCCAGAUAGCAGGUUGGCGGUAAAUUCUCACACUUGGGAAAUAUCUGCAGUUUUAAGACUGUGAAAUAGAAUGCUGAUGUGAGCAGGUUUCCCAGGCUCGUGUUCUGGCAGCUUUUGAAGAUCUCCAAGGAGGAGACUCACAGCCUCUGUGGGCAACGUGUGCCAGAGUUCCAUCACCUGUACAUCACAGAAGUGCUUCCUGAUGAUCAGACAGAGCUUCCUGUGUUCCAUGUGGUGCCCAUUGCCACUUGUUCCAGCACUGGAUGUCACUGUAAAAGAGCCUGGCUCUCCCAGUCUUCUUAACAGCCACCGUUCAGAUAUUCAAAGACACUUAUGAGAUCCUCCUUAGCCUUCUUUUCUUCAGGCUGAACAAUCCUGGCUCUCUCAGCCUUUCCUCAUGGGAGAGGUGCUCUCUUCUCCUCACCACUUGUGCUGGAGAGGAGAGACUUCAGCAUGCAAACCUUCAUCUGUUCGGCUUGCACCAUCGUUUUCAUUCCAUGCUGCUGGCCUUCAGAUGGCUGGACAGAUGUCCCAUUCACAUCAGCAGUACAGUGAUCGUCGGCAGCAGAACAUAAAUGACCAACAGGUUUCUGCCUCAUCAUACACUGACCGGAUUCAGCAACCUCUAACAAACCAGAGGCGGAUGCCCCAAACUUUCCGUGAUCCAGCUACUGCUCCUUUGAGGAAACUCUCCGUAGAUUUGAUUAAAACAUACAAGCAUAUUAAUGAGGUUUACUAUGCAAAAAAAAAACGGCGGCAUCAACAGGGCCAAGGAGAUGAUUCCAGCCACAAAAAGGAGCGAAAAGUUUACAAUGAUGGCUAUGAUGAUGACAACUAUGACUAUAUUGUAAAAAAUGGGGAGAAGUGGAUGGAUCGUUAUGAAAUUGACUCUUUAAUAGGCAAAGGAUCCUUUGGACAGGUUGUAAAGGCUUAUGAUCGAGUGGAACAGGAGUGGGUGGCUAUCAAAAUAAUAAAAAACAAGAAAGCUUUCUUAAACCAAGCCCAGAUUGAAGUGCGACUGCUUGAGCUUAUGAACAAACAUGACACUGAGAUGAAGUACUAUAUAGUGCAUUUGAAGCGCCACUUCAUGUUCCGAAACCAUCUCUGCUUAGUCUUCGAAAUGCUGUCCUACAAUCUGUAUGAUUUGUUGCGGAACACCAACUUCAGAGGUGUCUCACUGAAUCUGACAAGAAAAUUUGCACAGCAGAUGUGCACUGCACUGCUUUUUCUGGCGACUCCUGAACUUAGUAUCAUUCACUGUGACCUAAAACCUGAGAAUAUCCUGCUCUGUAACCCCAAACGAAGCGCCAUCAAGAUUGUUGAUUUUGGCAGUUCUUGUCAACUUGGGCAGAGGAUAUACCAAUAUAUCCAGAGUCGUUUCUAUCGAUCACCAGAGGUGCUACUGGGAAUGCCUUAUGAUCUUGCAAUUGAUAUGUGGUCUCUUGGGUGUAUUUUAGUUGAGAUGCACACUGGAGAGCCUCUUUUCAGUGGGGCAAAUGAGGUGGAUCAAAUGAAUAAAAUAGUGGAAGUUUUGGGGAUACCGCCUGCCCAUAUCCUUGACCAAGCACCAAAAGCAAGAAAGUUCUUUGAGAAGUUGCCAGAUGGCACUUGGAACUUGAAGAAGACCAAAGAUGGAAAAAGGGAAUACAAACCACCUGGAACUCGUAAACUUCACAAUAUACUAGGAGUUGAAACAGGAGGACCAGGUGGACGUCGUGCUGGGGAAUCGGGUCAUACUGUAGCUGACUACUUGAAGUUCAAAGACCUCAUCUUAAGGAUGCUUGAUUAUGACCCUAAGACACGAAUUCAACCUUAUUAUGCCCUACAGCAUAGUUUCUUUAAGAAAACAGCAGACGAAGGUACCAACACAAGCAACAGUGUGUCUACGAGUCCUGCCAUGGAGCAGUCACAGUCUUCAGGAACCACCUCUAGUACAUCUUCAAGCUCAGGUGGAUCUUCUGGAACAAGCAACAGCGGAAGGGCACGGUCAGACCCCACGCACCAGCAUCGACAUAGUGGUGGACACUUCACUGCUGCUGUUCAAGCUAUGGACUGUGAAACACACAGCCCACAGGUUCGACAACAGUUUCCUCCUCCGAUUGGUUGGACAGCCACUGAAGCUCCUACACAGGUCACUGUUGAAAACCAUCCAGUUCAAGAAACCACCUUCCAUGUAACCCCUCAACAACAGAAUGCAUUACAUCAUCAUCACGGAAAUAGCUCUCACCACCACCAUCACCACCACCACCACCACCAUCAUCAUGGACAGCAAGCCUUGGGUAGCCGGACCAGGCCAAGGGUCUACAAUUCUCCAACAAACAGCUCCUCCACCCAGGAUUCUAUGGAGGUGGGCCACAGUCACCACUCCAUGACAUCCCUGUCUUCCUCAACUACUUCUUCCUCUACAUCUUCCUCCUCUACUGGUAACCAAGGCAAUCAGGCCUAUCAGAACCGCCCAGUGGCUGCUAAUACCUUGGACUUUGGACAAAAUGGAGCUAUGGACAUGAAUUUAACAGUCUACUCUAAUCCGCGCCAAGAAACUGGCAUAGCUGGACAUCCAACGUACCAGUUUUCUGCUAAUACAGGUCCUGCUCAUUACAUGACUGAAGGACACCUUGCAAUGAGGCAAGGGAUUGAUAGAGAAGAGUCUCCCAUGACAGGAGUUUGUGUUCAGCAAAGUCCUGUGGCUAGCUCGUGACUAAACUGAAACUAAGUUUGUUUCUUGUGUGUUUUUAUAGAAGUGGUGUUUUUCCAAAAACAAAGUGCAAAGCUGCUUGAAUCAGAAGGAGAUAAACUCACUGAACCGCUACAGGAGGGCAAAGCUGACUAUUUUUUUAGACUUGAAAAGAUUGCAAAGGGACAAUGAAGUUUUUUUUGGUUUGUUUUGUUUUUUUAAGAGCCAUGUCCGGACCCACCUUAACAGAUAGCAUAGUAGUGUUCACCUUUUGCUUCCCCCAUUUUAACUUGCCACAACCUAGUCAUAGUUUGCUUUUUUUUCUUGGGGGGGAGGGGAGAAAGAGGGUUUUUUCUUUUUUUUUCUUUUUCAGUCUCAUUCAACAGGGAUUAUUGUUCAAAUGUUAGCUGUAGUUGCAAGCUAGUUUCUUUUUAAUGGCAUUGCACAUGAUUUACAAAAAGGCCCUUUGAAAUUUUUGGGUGGGAGAGGAGUGAGUAAUAUAUCUAUUUUUUUUUUUUUUUAGUUCCCCAAACAAACAUGGGCACAGAAAUGCAGUACUGUAAGAAAGAGGGACCUUCAGAUUACACAAAUAUAUAUUCUUCAGUUGUAAAAAGGGACGGUUGUAAUGGAGUUUGUAAGGCACAUUAAGCAUGAUAAGUGGCGGUGAUCAGAACUCUCCUUAUCUGAAUCUACUGAGGAUCAAAGCAGCAAUUGUAAUGGGAUUCUGCGUGUCUCAUAUUUUGGAGACCGCAGUCAGUUAGUGUUGAAAUAUGACUGGUUUCAUAACUAAGGUGCACUGAGAAGCAAUCAACGGGUCGGUCCUGGCCAGUCGUGGGGAGGUCUAAGUGGUGGUCUUUGGGAUAACCUUUGGCCUUAUGGAUUUGGACUCUUAAGUUAGAAGAGCCUACCAUUUCAGAUGCAAUCACUUUUGGACAUGCUUUUGCAGACAGUCCUUAAUGCUGAAAACACAGAGAAUGGGUAAUUCAAGAGGCCUUUCUUUUAAAAUAGACUUUUGUGACCCACUUAUUGUAAGGUAUUGCAAGGUCACUUUGCGUGUGUCAUAAAGUUGACUUCCUUAUUGGUUGAAGGUCACAGGAGUAGUGGUUUGCGUUUGAUGGAAAUAGCUACAACUGUGUCCCUUCCCGCUUUUUACUUUUUUCUUUUGCUUUUUCUUGGCACGUGGUUUCUCCACCAUUACUUCUGCACAAAGACGUCUUCUGUUCAUCCUGAACAUUUUUAAAAAUGCAGAAUUUUAUGUGACUGCUUUUUUGCCUCACAAUUAUGCUGUGAAUUUUACAAAAAUUUAUUUUCUUUUUUGAUAAUUUAUUGUACCAAAGCUGUUUUUAUAGCACAUAGAUGUCUGUAACCAAUAAUGUAGCAGUUCUGCACUUUGACACAAGGUGUAACUAGACCAUUUUUAAAUGUCAGUUGAAAAUUAUGGCUGUACUAUUGCUUAAACAAAACUGGAACUGUUGUUGAAUUCAUAGCCAAUACAUUUACAGCAAUCUGUGUACUGAACAUAAUAGAUCGACAUCUACUUCAAGACUAUAACAUCUGUUACGUUAUAAAUGUGUUCAGGCUUCUGAAGGUAAAAGGGACACUAGAUCCAGAAGCUAUGAAACCAGCAGUUUGAUUCUUGUAUUCCUUAUUAACAUAAUUGUAAACUUGAAGGCAAGACCUUGAUUGCAUGAACAGGUCCAAAAUAAUAGUCUGAGUAAAGCAAAACACUCACAUGAGACCUGAGGUUAGCAGGCUGUAUUUAACAGGUGCCUAAUUUUUGGGUAAUGCUGCCUUAAUAUAACACAGUCAGCUUGGCAGUUGCAAAAUUUAUGGGCCCAGUCAGAGAUUUAUUUAUAUUAGAAGUAAAAGCUUGGUGAAAAACAUCUGAAAGAAUAAGAGUGAUUCAGUGAUUGCCCAUCCCAGAUUAACACUGUUUGCCCAUUAUAUAUUACAGAAGCAGUGAUCUACCUCUGCCAGUAAGCCCUUUCAAAGGUUAAUUCAGCAGAAAUUCCAGAGCUCACACUGGUCAGUUCCAUGUGGCUAAGUAAUUUUUUUUCAGACUAAAAGGUGGACUUUUUUAUACUUAGAGUGGCAGAACAGCAGCUGAAUACCAUGUACAUGAGAACGAAUACUUGGGAUUACCAUUUUUUUGUAAAUCACGACUUUUUAUCACGUGAUCCAUAUUUCUUUUCUAUUGACAUGUCAACCCCGUGGAUGAAAGUGGGUUGUUUUUUUUCCUGAUUUUUUUUUUCUUUUCUUCUUAAACUCAGUGAUUCAGAGAAGUUUACAGGAAUUGGAAGGCUGUCACCUUAAAAAAAAAAAAAAAAGGAUGCUGAGUUCAGCAAUAUAAAAAGGAAUCCAGUACUUACUGCUGUCUAGGAAUAUAAGGGUAAUAUGGAAUCUGGGUAUUUUUGUGUGCACGGGUUGCCACACCUUAGCAAGCGCCAAAAAUGAAGCAGUUAAAAAAAAAAAAAUCUACAUAAAGAAGAAACCACAAAAUCCAGUGCUUCUGCAUACUGUGUUAUGUUACAGUCCAGUUUUGUGUGCUUUACUACACAGUUUGGUUACAGGACUUCUGUGCAUUGUAAACAUAAACAGCAUGGAAAAGGUUAAAUACCUGUGUUCAGAUUGUAAGAUCUAGUCCGGACUUGCUGUGUAUAUUGUAACGUUAAAUGAAAAAGACAAGCCCUUUGUAUUAUAGUCAUGCAGUCUUAUGUAUGAUAAACAGUUGAAUAAUUUGUCCUCAGACUCUUUACUGUGCUUUUUGAAAGAAAAAGAAAAAAAAGAAAAAAAAAAAGAGUAAUUUAAGAAAAAAAAUGUAAACAUAGUAAAUCUUCCUAUGCAAUUAACCUACUCCAAGCCAUGGUAUGGUAGGUAUGAUUAUACUAUAGUAUGUAAAUAUCAGAUACAUUGAAACAGACUUAAAAAUAUGAAAGUAAAAGUUGGAGGCAUAAUGGAUAACUUUGAGUUUUUAAUUGAAACAGCAAGGUAUACAAAUCAAUGAUGUAUGAACACAGCUCUGCUUGAUUCUGUUUGACUGUAUUUGUAGUUUGAGUUGUUUAUAUUAUCAUCUGUUAGUUUGAAUGUUCUUAUAUGCACUGCAGCUUUCUACCUAAUACAAGACUAGCUGAUUUUAAGGCCAGAAGUGACCAUGGUAAUGAAAUAUUCUGACUGGCAUGCCAUUAUCCCUAGGAUUCAAUCUAGUUAUUUCUGCAUCAUGGAGCCUGUAUCUUCUGGGUGCAGUAGAACAUACUUUAAAAAAAAGAAAAGCAACAACAACAACAACAAAAAAAAACGCCAGUUUUCAUGUAGGAUCUGCAAGUGUGAGGAUUUCUCCAUGUCUCUCGAGUGAUUCAGCUAGUUCAUUUUCCAUACUCUCUCAGUCCUCCUUCAGUUUUGGAACUGUUUAGUUACAGCUGCUGGCCAACACAUAGCUAGCUGCCUAUUAGAACAACUAAUAACUACUCUAGUUUUAAACUCUUACACUUUAUUCACAUAAAAGAAUAUGUUAACUUUAAUAGCCUAUGUAGAUGAAAUCUCUAACUGUAAAGCUUUUAUGGCUCUUCUGAAAAUUCAGAUGUUUUAAAAUCCAUUCUAAAGUGUGGACAUGAGAACUGCAUACAGCAUUCUGGUAGUAAUUUCGGUAUUGCUGUGUGCGUGUAGUAUGUGCAGGUACAUUCUUGAACCUUUCAGUUUAUAUCUUUGCUUGUUUGUUUAUACCUCCAAGGAUUGCAUUUUUAAAUCUUUCAGUCUCAGUUAUUUGCAUUAAAAGAUUGUAAAUUUAGUUGAUUAUCCAUCAUGGUUCCUAAGUCCUUUUCAGAACUGCUGCUCUUCCAGGAUGUAGUCUUCCAUCCUGUAAGUAUAAAGAUGUCUGAAUGGGACUGGUUUACGGAAGGGUUGGAUUCACCUAUAGAUGUGACUUGUAUUCAUUGUUUAUCAUUCUGCCAUCGUUUUUAUUAAACCAUCAAUAAGCUUA